AUGAGGUUUUAUUAUUGAUGCAUUUAGGUUGCGAUGGAACAUGAGGAGACAUUGGCAAAUAUGGCUAGGAAUACACGUCAGGGUCAAAUGAAUCGACGGACUGGUAGUAACAAUCGGCGAGGGAAUGUGACUAAUAAUGGUAGUGGUUCUCAAGCAGUCGGAGGAAAUCAAGGGCAAGAGUUGGGACAACAAGAACAAGCUGCAAUCCCCAAUCCAAUUGAAAUGGUUCAAGUGCUUCAGACGUUGGCCGGGGUGGUGCAACAACAAACCACCAUAGGGAUUAACUUGACUAGACUUAUGGAGCAACAACAGCGGAUGCAGCCAGGUGUUGGGCCACAACCAAGGCCACGUUGUAACAUUACUAAGUUUAAGAAGAUAGCCUUGGCAUUUGACGGAGCCACAGACCCUUUGGAGGCUGAAAAAUGGUUGACAAAAAUGGAAUAGUUGUUUCACGUUUUUGAGUGUACGGAUGAUCAGAAGGUGACCUAUGCUACGUUUAUGCUACAAGGGAUAGCUAAUGAUUGGUGGCAGAUGGAGAAGCGCAUACACGAGCAUGAUGCCAACCCCUAUACAUGGGAAAGGUUUAAGAAUGCAUUCAAUGAGAAAUACUUCCCUAGGAGUGUUCGUCUACAAAAACAGAGGGAAUUUUUGAAGUUAGAGCAAGGGAAUAAGACGGUUGCAGAAUAUGAAGCUGAGUUUACGAAGUUGUCUAAAUUUGCAUCAGCAUUUGAAGCAAAUGAGGAUAGCAGAGCACGAAAGUUUGAAGGUGGACUAAGAACGAACAUUAUGCAACAGGUGGUUCCUUUCGAGUUACCUACUUUUGGAGCAGUGUUGAAUAAGGCUUUGUUGGUUGAGAGUGGCCUCACUAGAGCCCAAGAAGAGAAAGAAGAGAAUUAUAAGAAGAGGCCUAGUUCUUCCAACUUCCAAACUAACAGCUCGAAGGGCAAUGCUAAGAGACAAAACACUUCUUCGGUUGGGAGUUGGGGAAGUCGAACUAUGGGUAGUAGUGUUGAUAAGAAGAAUGAUCGGGUACAAUGCACUAGGUGUAAUGGAUUCCAUCGGGAUAGUGAGUGUCGUUGGAAUACUGGGGCUUGUUUCUCUUGCGGGCAAUAG
Messenger RNA from Camellia sinensis, 1113 nucleotides. NCBI's taxonomy places the organism in Eukaryota, Viridiplantae, Streptophyta, Magnoliopsida, Ericales, Theaceae. The record is from RefSeq and is a predicted model, not a curated record.